Molecule: messenger RNA, 789 nt
Organism: Cryptomeria japonica (Japanese cedar)
Lineage: Eukaryota; Viridiplantae; Streptophyta; Pinopsida; Cupressales; Cupressaceae
Exons: 3
Coding region: 1-789 (262 amino acids)
Source: RefSeq, a predicted model, not a curated record
AUGGCAGCGUUAAAAGAAAACUUGCAGCAUGCCCAGAAUCAGCAAAAAUUAUAUGCUGACUGCCAUCGAACUGAAAGGACCUUUGAGGUAGGAGAUAUGGUGUUUUUGAGACUGCAACUAUACAGACAGUCAUCUAUUAAGGGAAGUGGGGCAAAGAAGCUGAAACCACAUUUCUAUGGUCCAUACCAGGUGAUUAGGAAAGUGGGACGGGUUGCCUAUGAGUUACAACUACCACCCAACAGCAAGAUCCACAAUACAUUUCAUGUUUCGUACCUUAAAAAGGCACUUGGGCAGCAAGUAGUGCCUACGAUGGAAUUGCCACCCCUGGAUUACGAAGGAGUUAUCCAGGACUUUUGUCCCUACUCCCACACUCAACAUUCUUUGCAAUCAUUCGAAGAUUAUGUUCCAGAAUGGUGUUGCCUGAAGAACUUAUCCAAGUUGAUCGUGAGAACCAGUCUACCAAUUAGCCUGGAAGAAAUUGAACCUGUUGAAGAUUUCAAGUUAGUAUGGAAUACCAUGGUGCUACCUGAUCCUCAUAGAACGAACGAGCUUGAAUUGGACGAACUUGAGUUCAAGCAACUGAACCUAGGAGAUGAAAGAAAGAUUAUAUCCAGUUUGAACAACUUUGUUUGGGAAGUAAAAACAAGUGCACCACAAUACAUCAGAGUUUCUCUUAUCUUGGAAGAAGAAGAAGAGAUAGCUGAACAAAUUGACGAACAAAUUGAGGAGCAGAUUGAAAGAGAUUUACUUGCUCAAAGAUUACAACAAGUCCAGAUUGAUCCUAGAUAG